AUGAAUGAGCAUAUAGCAAUAGCAACGCUACACGCCAUGCAGGCAAAGAGACUGGAUAGUCAUACGAACUCCACUGACUCCUUGGUGCGUCCGUCUGCGUUUAAACCCGUGGUGCCCAAGAGUAGCUUCCACUCCAUGCAGAAUCUGGCGCAGAAGGGCGCCUCAUCUGGCAACCCAGGGGAUCACGACGACGACAGCCCUGGUGGAGGGGGAGGAGGGGGCGGGGUUCCGGGGGUGAUGGGCGGCGGCAUGUCGGACUCGGGACGGAACUCUCUGACCAGCCUGCCGACGUACGCCAGCUCUGGAGGCGGUUGCUACGGCAACCCGGCGGCGCCGGUGCUCGGACCCCUCAGCGCCUCCACCAGCCACAUCAACAGACUGGGGGGCGUGGGCGUUGCCGGUGGUUACCAGAACGGCUUGAGUGCGUCUGACAGCGGCCGCUCCUCCUCCGGCAAGAGCUCCUCCUCCUACCAACGCCUCUGUCACCUGGGAGACGGGAACCUAGGAGACGGCCUCAACCACCUGGCCGACGCCCCCGCGCCGCUACGCCCCUCCCCCUCCUCCGAUGACAUCAUACAGGACCUAGAGGACCGCCUCUGGGAGAGGGAACAAGAGGCAUCCAAGGUGCUGCAUAUGCGUCGUAACCUGGACCAGAGCGAGGCUGCGAUGGCUCAGGUGUUUGAGGAGAAGCAGAGGGUGUGGGAACGAGAGAUGGAGGAGCUCAGACAGAACUACGCAGCCCGGCUACAGCAGGUAACGCGUCGUGCCCAGCGAUCGCAGCACACCCUACAGGGCCAGAUCACACACCUCAUGCAGGACAAGAGCAGACUACAGGAGGAGAUCGCCGCCCUGCUACAGCAGAGAGACCAGCUGGAGAGGAGGUGCCUGGACUACAGGAAGGAGCAAGCUCACAUCCUGCCCCAACUAGAGGAGACGCAGUGGGAGGUGUGUCAGAAGGCAGGUGAGAUCUCGUUGUUAAAGCAGCAGCUGCGCGACUCCCAGGCGGAGGUGGGCCAGCGCGGGGGCGAGAUGGUCGCACUACGGGGCCAGCUCAAGGAGCUCUCCGCACAGCUGAAGGAGCGCCAGGAUGCCAUCCAGGGCUUAACAGAGUCCUACAGCAGCAAGAGCAGAGAGCUGGAGAGAUGCGAAGGGGAACUGCACCGCACACUGGCAGAGGUGUCACUCUUGCGCCACAAGCUGAGUCUGUUCGAGGCGGAGAUGUUGGGGUUGAGACGAGCUCUGGGGGAGAUCAACGCCAGUGGGGGAGGGGGCCGCUCCGAAUCCCUGCCCCCUCCCAUGGGCAGUGUGGUGGGCGUCGGCUCCCUUCUCUCGCCCUCCUCCUCCUCCGUAUCGGGAGUCGUGUGUGUUCCCUCCAGUCCUGCGGAGGCACUGCUGAGCCUACAGAGCGACGAGGCCAAGCAGGGUGUCCUGGCGGCCGGAGAGCUGAGGAGGCAACUGGAGAGACUACAGGGAGAGCUGGAGGAGGAGAGACAGCACCGGGAGAGACAAGCCAUCACCUUCAAACAGGAGCGUGAUACGUGGCAGGAUGAGAAAGAGCGUGUCUUGCAGUACCAGGCGCAGCUGCAGCUGAGCUACGUGGAGAUGCUGCAGAAGAACCAGGCGCUGGAGCAGCGGGUCGACCGCCUCCACACCGGCACCGAACCGGAACCGGAUGCCCCCAUGUCUCUCUCCCUCUCCCUGCCCCCCCCUCCUCCCCUGCCCCCCCCUGACGACCCCAAACUGCCCCCCCUCCACCAGCUGGCACCCCCCUGGCCUCUGCACACGCGCCUCGAGAGGAUCGAGUCCACAGAGAUAUAG
Messenger RNA from Engraulis encrasicolus (European anchovy), 1818 nucleotides. Its product is annotated as leucine zipper putative tumor suppressor 3. NCBI's taxonomy places the organism in Eukaryota, Metazoa, Chordata, Actinopteri, Clupeiformes, Engraulidae. The coding region runs from base 1 to 1818 and encodes 605 amino acids. Gene Ontology annotation, cellular component: dendritic spine. The record is from RefSeq and is a predicted model, not a curated record. Gene Ontology annotation, biological process: regulation of dendritic spine morphogenesis. The transcript is spliced from 15 exons.